AUGCCCGACAACUACGACGUCGUCGUUAUCGGUGCUGGCCCUGUAGGCCUCAUGCUCUCCGCCUGCUUGACGCGCCUGGGGCCCUACAAAAUCAAGCACAUCGACAAGGCCGUGGAGCCAACGCGCGCCGGCCGCGCAAGUGGUAUCCAACCGCGGACACUGGACGUGCUCAGCACUAUGGGCCUUAAGAGACCUAUCUGGGCGUAUAAUCCGGGUCUCAUUCAAGAAGUUGCCUUCUGGGCUACAACUACAAAUGGGAAGGGCAUUCAGCGCACCGGCACCAGCAAGAGUUACCCUGAGCACGUCGACACCCGGUACCCUUUCACCACCAUCCUGCACCAGGGCCGUGUCGAGCGCAUUUUCCUGGAUGAUGUGCGGUCGCGGGGCGUCCAGGUCGAGCGAUCACGGGUUAUUCGCAGCGUGAGAUACCUUGGACCAGACGUUGAGUACCCCGUUGAGGCAGAACUGGCCAGUGUUGAUGGCCCAGCCACCGAGACGGUGCGGACCAAGUAUCUCUUCGGUGCGGAUGGAGCACGCAGUGCGGUGCGUGCAAUGCUGGGUAUUCCUAUGGUUUAUAAAGAUCCAGCAGUUCACGUAUGGGGGGUGAUUGACGGGGUGGUAACGACCGAUUUCCCCGAUAUGCAAAUCAAAUGCACCAUUCGCACGCCCCGUGGUGCCUGUAUGGUCAUACCCCAUGGCAACAACCGCGUGCGUGUCUACGUCCAGAUGUCGCGCGAGGAGGGCGAGGCCCCCUCCGCGUCUGGCUCUCAGGAAAAGAUCCAGCGCACAGCGAACAAUAUCUUGAGUCCGUACAAGGUCGAAUGGGAGUGCGUCGACUGGCACUCCGUCUAUCCCAUCGGUCAAGGCAUCGCACAGCAAUACUCCAUGUAUAACCGGAUCUUCAUUGGCGGCGACGCCUGCCACACCCACAGCCCCAAAGCCGGUCAGGGCAUGAACUACGGUAUCCUGGACGCGCACAAUCUCGUCUGGAAGCUGCACCUCGUGGAAUGCGGCCUGAUGCGCCCCGACUUACUGGAGACGUAUGAAGAGGAACGACGCGCUGUUGCCUCGCGCCUGAUCGAAUUCGAUGCCACUUACGCCGGACUCUUCAGCUCGCACAACCCUUCGCAGGAGACAAACGACGAGUUUGUCCGUAUCUACAAACAAAAUACGCAGCUGACAAGUGGUUACGGGGUCGAAUAUCCAGCCAACAACCUGACCCAGAUCGGCGAUGGCGACGACAUCUUCAUCUCCUCGCUGGCCAAACUGCAGCCUGGUCGUAGCUUUCCCCCGGUGAAUGUGACACGCGUGAUUGACGCCCGGAAUGUGUCGUUGGAGCGCGAGGUCCCCUUUAACGGCAGUUUCAACAUCGUCGUCUUCGCCGGCGAGCAGGGGCCGGAGCAACGCACGUUGGUCGACCUGGCAAGCCAGCUCGGACGACGGGGCUCGGUGUUUUCGCGGGUUCAAAAGAAUGCAGCAGCCGUGGAUUUACCAUACGAAAGACGACAUAAUCCUCACUCUCCGCUGUAUACCUUUUCGAUCGUGUUUAAUCAGGUACGAGCAUCCGUCGCCAUUAGCGCUCUACCGCACUUUUUCCUGCCUUAUCGGUAUCACAUCUACUCAGACGAUGCCCGUGCUGGAAAGACGCACGAGACAGGGCAGGGCGUCGCGCAUAGGAAGAUGGGAUUCGAUCCCCGAGAGGGAGGCGUCGUCAUUGUGAGGCCGGAUGGGUAUGUUGGGUGUGUUGUCAGGCUGGUGGAGGGCAGGGCCACUGCAGACGCUCUAGACCAGUACUUCUCUGCGGUUGUUCCUGGAGACCAGCCCUGUGUUCUGGUUCCGAGUAUGCUCUAA
Aspergillus puulaauensis is the source of this 1851-nucleotide messenger RNA. RefSeq lists its product as uncharacterized. The record is from RefSeq and is a predicted model, not a curated record. Gene Ontology annotation, molecular function: FAD binding. The coding region runs from base 1 to 1851 and encodes 616 amino acids. The transcript has 3 exons. NCBI's taxonomy places the organism in Eukaryota, Fungi, Ascomycota, Eurotiomycetes, Eurotiales, Aspergillaceae.